Messenger RNA from Lates calcarifer (barramundi perch), 3676 nucleotides. RefSeq names its product centrosomal protein 97 (gene cep97). Gene Ontology annotation, molecular function: protein binding. The record is from RefSeq and is a predicted model, not a curated record. NCBI's taxonomy places the organism in Eukaryota, Metazoa, Chordata, Actinopteri, Centropomidae.
CAUUUCCCAGAACCUUCUCGGACAAGCCGUUUGACAAGCGACAGAGUCUCUCGCACUGGAGGCUGAGGCUAAUAGAGUUGUUAGCUAACGCUGGGUGUUUGUCUUGGGGCGACAGGAUGGGUGUAUCAGAUUUACAGAUUGAUACAAAUGCUGGACCUGUGGUGGAUCUUUCAGCCCGGGGUAUGCAAAAACUAGAUCCCAGUUUCACCUGCUCCGAGGACACUCACACUCUCAUCCUGGACCGAAACCACAUCAUGAAACUGGACCAUCUGGAACGGAGCCCGGGCCUUCAACAGCUGUCCGUAGCUAGUAACCGUCUGGUGAGAAUGAUGGGUGUGUCUCGGCUGACAGAGCUGAGAGUCCUCAAUCUGCCCAAUAACAGUAUUGGUUACAUUGAGGGGCUAAGAGAUCUGCCUCACCUCAAAUGGCUCAAUUUGUCUGGAAACAAUAUUAAGGUCAUUGAGCAACUCAGCAACUGUGUUUCCCUUCAACACCUGGAUCUGUCUGACAAUAACAUAUCUACCAUUGGUGAUCUGACUAAACUGGUGGCAUUAAAAACACUUUUACUCCACGGAAACAGCAUCACAACACUUCGUACUGUUCCUGCUCACCUACCUGCCCAUCUAUCCAUUCUCUCCCUGGCAGAAAAUGAGAUAAGAGAUCUUAAUGAAGUGUCAUACCUGGCACCUCUCCAUGAACUGGAGCAGCUGUCUAUAAUGAGCAACCCUUGUGUUAUGGCAACCCCCUCAUUGCCAGGAUUCGACUAUCGGCCUUAUAUCAUGAGUUGGUGCCUGAGCCUGAAGGUCCUGGAUGGCUAUGUCGUGUCACAAAAAGAGGGUCUCAAAGCAGAGUGGCUGUACAGUCAAGGUAAAGGACGUUCAUAUCGACCAGGUCAGCAUGUACAGCUGGUUCAGUACCUCACCACUGUUUGCCCUCUGACCGCAUCACCAGCCUUGGAGACGGCUGAGGAUGCCAAGCUGGAGAAGAUCCUCAGUAAGCAGAGGUUUCACCAAAGGCAGCUAUUAGAGGAGACCCGUGGAGGCUGCCCCAGUCCUCCUCGUCCAACUCAACUAGAUGUGGAGAAGCACAGUCCUUCAGAUGCCGCACCACAGGGGGAAGGCAGAGAGGCGAAGAGGAACACUGUACCUGGACCAGCUGCUGCUCCUUUAGUCCCAGAGACAGAGCCAGUUGUGCAGUUCAACACUUGGGUGAGCUGUGACUCUUCCCACCCAUCAUUGCCAGCAGUUCGCAGCCCGAGGCUCAGAGAGGAGCACAUCUCUUUGGAGGAUGUUCAGACAGAUGAGGACAAACUCAGCGGCAGCAUGCUUUCCUCAGAGUCCACCUUUCUCCCGUUCACAUCUAAUCUGGAGCCACAAACAGUCCAGUCUGACAGCGAGGAUGAGACAGAGACAUUUGAACCUGACUCCCUCGCCCCAAAGCGGCCAGCACAGCCCAAAAAGCACAACACCAACAAGACACCUCAUUCUCCCCCAGUGGAUAAGCAAGAGAGGAAGACUCUCAACGAAGAAGCGAUUUCUGAUGCAGCCACAACAGUUGUCUCACUGGGGGUCAGAGUUGACACACCGCAAAAUGAUCUGGAAACAUCCCCUGAUAUUGGUAAAGCAGAGAUGAAAGGGGCACUCAAGCAGGAAGAGGCCGGUAUGUGUGCCAGCAAAUCAAGUUUGAUGGAAGCUGACAGGGCAGCAGUUAAAAUACAGUCCUGGUGGAGGGGACACCACACUCGAUGCUGUCACCCCAUGGCCAGAGAGGUGCGCAGUGAAAUCCGCCUGCACAGGAUGCAAGAACAUAUCCUCUUCCUGUCUGACAAGCUGGACAGUGUGCAGAAGCAGUAUGAGGAAGAGAGGUUACAAAGGCUGGUUCAGGAGGAGGCUGUGAAGUUUCUGUGGAAAGAGCUCCAGUCUAUGCAGCAGUGGAAGAAGUCUGUGGAGCAACAGCUGGCCAGCAUUACUCAGGCUGUCACACUGGCUCAGAUCUCAUCUCCUGGACAAUGUAAGGCUAACCCGCCCGUUGCCUCCAGCACAACAAACCCGCCCAGCACGGACGUCUCCUUCCCAGACUCCGGCUUCCAGUCAACGAGUGAGCUACAGGCAGCACAGGAGGACAGCUUCCUGAGCAGCGGGACAGAGGACUCUCUGAAGACAGUGCGAGCUCUGAGCCCCGUUCGUAGCGGCUUUGCUGGCGGUAGUGAUGGUGCAGACAGCGCAGACUGCAGCCUGCUGGAGCAGUACCUCUCCUCUGUACAGCAGAGGGAGGAGGAGGCCGAGGAGGCGAUCAGUGAUAGAACAGAAACACCACAGCCCUCCUCACCAGUCUUGCCUGGAAAAACAGCACAGUCCAACCCCCCCCCACAGAAGGCAGCAGAAGCGCAAAGAAUGGAGGGAACCCCUCUUGGUCCUGCCUGAGAGUCUGCACCCACACAGACAGCUGUACAGAACUCCUGAGUGUUUGUAAAUUGGCAUCGAGAUGCAUUGCUCCCCCGUGAAGCUUUUGGCACAACUUAAAACUGCACUCGUCUUGAGUACUGACCCAGAUCUCACAUAACUGUGCACUCAAGUCUGAAUUCAGGACAGGCUUGAAAACAAUGCAUUAAUGUGAAUGUGACUCAAGCUUUUUAUACUUCACUACUUGUUCCAUUAUUUAUUUAUGUCCAUCUCUGUGUAAAGACGAUGAUUGUGAUGUAGCCUCAGAGGGUAUUAGCAACUUGAAAGCAGUUUUUUGAUCACAUACAGUGAAUAGCUGGCUUCUUCUACUGAUGAAAAGACCUGGCACAUUCUCUUUCUCAAUAUCCACUGCAUUAUUGAUAAAGUGCGAUAAAUCAGAUUAGGAGUUGAUGUGUUAAAUGUAGUGCACUUACAAUCACAGAUGUAUACUAUAGUUGAGCAACAACAAGCAUACUGUCUUUUGUGACACACAAUGUUUAUGGCUGACCUAUUUAGAUCACAUUGAUGACAACAAAGCUGUAGUAUCUUUACCAUAAGAAAAAUGUAAAUAAAUCUUCAAUUAUAAUUUUCCAAACAUUCUCAUUUGGUUUCAUGUUGAAAUACUGUAACUAAUGGAGCUGCAGCUAACAAUUAUGUUAAUGAUCGAUUAAUCUGAUUAUUUCUGAGAUGUUUAAUGAAUCCUUAAGUGUAAACAAUGCCAAAAUUUAAAAACUGUUUCCAGUAGAACCAGAGCUCAGUGACGACUUAGCAGUAAGUUCACUUGUUUUCAAUUUAUCAGGAUAAGAAGUAGAGAGUAAGCAAAGCCUUCCACCAUGUAUGAUACUGAUUACACCUGUGCUGUUCAUUCUAUGAGAAGUCAAAAUACCGCCUAUAAAGGUGUAUUGCUAAAUUAAAAAAAAAAAAAAAAAUUAUAAAUGUUGUUUCAGCACAGCAGGAAAGCUACAAAUCAUAAUUGGGGGACAUUUUUGGUUGAAUUUCAGGGCAGUUUACAACCAAAGCUCUGACUAAUUGUUCUUUUGCCUCCUAGUAACUGAUUUGGCCCAUUAAUUACCUGUAUGUACAAUACUGAUAUAAAGUUCAGAUCAUUACAGCAUGAUAACAGGACGACGGACCUGUCCUGAAAGAAUAUGAGCCUUGACAAUUUCACAACAAUUCUAUUUUUAAGUUAAGAAGUUCUCAUUCUGUUGUUUGAAUAAAAACUUUUUUGCAUCAGU